AAAGAGAGUGAAACGUCGCCUUAAAUGGCAGUAUAAUGUAACCUAUGCUUUGCAUUCUAGUUUCUGAUACGGCAAAGAUUGGAAAAAAGAAAACUAGCAAGACAGCAAUAUCAACCAACGAUAAUGAAAAUGAAACAAAUACAGUUAUGGAUGAACAAAUAACUCCUUCAUCAAUAUCGACAAGUUUAUAUACUAAGUUGGCGUAUACUGUUUACCUAAUAUUUUUUUGUUCAGUCAAAAUUCUUGAACUCAAACCUGUUCAGAGUAGGUGCAAAAUUUUCCCCUGCUCUCAAAAAUAUGUAUCGAAACUAAGGGUGUUAAUUUAGUGUAAUUUUAGAAAAUAAAUAUAAAUAGGUGAAAAAAAUUUAUCUUUAUUUUUACAAAGAUCAUUUACUUUUAUAAAAUAAAGAGAAAUUUUUUUCUCAUGUAUUUAUAUUUACUUUUUUAAAUAUAAAUGAUGAAUUUAUAUUUAUCCAUUAUUAUAAAUGAACAAUAAAACUAAAGUAACAUCUCUAAUCGAAAUCACUCACCUUCGAUUCCUUCGAACAACAGUAUAUUAGGUGAUCUGGCCAGUAUUGCGCUGAACUUUCUCUUUUGUUGACAGCCCAUUCUUUCUGUCUUGCUAAUUUAGUUCAAGAAAACAACGAUGAAUUAGCUGAAACGCAAACAUCAUUUCGGAUCAAUGACCUUGCAACGACUAAGCUUGUUGGUGUUGUUACACCAGUUACAACUACAGGCAUGGUUCAGGAUUCCACUAAUACAAAAUUUAUAUCAUUGAAUGACGCUUUACGUCCAAUUAAAGAAGAAAUUCGCCAAGUAGCGACUGUUGUUAGUGAUAUUGAUGUACGUUUACGCGAAAUGCAAACAUUAAAAGUAAAUGAAGUUAAUCAAAUACCAAAAAAACUUGAUAAUUUAGCCAAAGUAGCACAAAAUAUAGCAGAAAAAGCUGAUCCGACCAUCUCUAAUCCUAACUCAUUAACAAAACAAUCAAACAAUAAUAAACAAAUGAUUGUAAAUGGAAUUGAUAUGUUGAAACUGAUUAAAAAAGGCACAAAGGCAACUGCAUUUGCUUGUGUUGUUGCUCGACAUUUAUUUUCAAAAGAAAUAUUGUCAGGAGCAAUUUAUGAAGAUAAAAAUAUAGAACGUUAUUCAUUUAUAAUGAUUAAAAAACUUGAAUUGUUACCAGAUCUUUUUGGUUUAGAUGGUAAGGCUGAUGAUAAUGAAGAUCCAGAAGAUGAACAAGAUAACGAAGAAGUUGAACAAAAUGAAGAAGAACGAGAAGUUGAACAAGAUGAAGAGAAGAUGAACAAGAGGAUGAUAGUGGUAAUAUCGAGAAUGCAUUGGAUAUCUCAUAUACAAGGCUGUCCUCGUCGUGUUAAUCAUGCAGCUGUUGCCUACUCAGAUUUUAUUUAUUCAUUUGGCGGCUAUUCAAAUCAAGAGGAUUUUACUAAUCCAGUACCAAUUGAUAUUAAUGUUUUGCAGAUUCAUACGUUACGAUGGUACACAUUACCAAUACCAUCCAAAGAAGAUGAACAAUAUAAACUCACACCGUAUAGAAGAUAUGGUCAUACAUGUGUCUUAUAUAAUCAUAAAAUUUAUUUGUGGGGUGGUCGAAAUGAUGGACCAGGUGCUUGUAAUAAGUUGUAUUGUUUUGAUCCAUAUCGUCGUCAAUGGUCAAUUGUACGAAUUAAUGGAUUUGUUCCGGAAGCUCGGGAUGGACAUUCAGCAUGUGUUAUCAAAGACCGAAUGUACAUAUUUGCCGGAUUUGAAGAACCCGGAAAUCAUUUUUCAAAUGAUUUAUUCUAUUUUGAUUUUAUAUCAUUAAUAUGGCACAAAGUUCUGACACCAAAAUCUCCUUCCACUCCUAAAUGGCGUGAUUUUCAUACAUCAACAUCUAUCGGUGAUUUAAUGUACGUAUUUGGCGGAAGAUUUGACAUUGCUGGUCAUCAACAUUCUGGUCAAAAUUACUACGAAAAUAAACUGCAUGUAUACGAUUCUGUAAAAAAUACGUGGACAGAAAUAUUUACAAAUGGUCAGAUACCCGGUGGAAGAAGAUCACAUUCGGCAUUCUCCUACAAAGAUAAACUAUAUAUAUGGGGUGGUUACAAUAGUAUAGAAGGUAAUCAUUACAAUGACUUCUAUGAAUAUUCACCCGAAACACAAACAUGGGCACAAUUAAAACCAAAUGGCAUGCAACCCAAAGUUCGCAGACGUCAAUGCUGCGUUGUUAUUGGAUCAAAAAUGUAUCUAUUUGGUGGAACAAGUCCCAUCUCGGCAACAAUCCAAGCAACAUUGAAUGCAAUUGAUAUUGAUCAGUAUGGAACAACUCUAGUGGAUCAGAAUGAUUUAUUUGUUCUCGAUUUUAGUAAAAUUCAGUAUUAG
Molecule: messenger RNA, 2382 nt
Organism: Didymodactylos carnosus
Lineage: Eukaryota; Metazoa; Rotifera; Eurotatoria; Philodinida; Philodinidae
Source: the annotation of a GenBank genome assembly